Papilio xuthus (Asian swallowtail) is the source of this 2787-nucleotide messenger RNA. RefSeq lists its product as uncharacterized. Lineage: Eukaryota; Metazoa; Arthropoda; Insecta; Lepidoptera; Papilionidae. Gene Ontology annotation, biological process: amino acid metabolic process. The record is from RefSeq and is a predicted model, not a curated record. Gene Ontology annotation, molecular function: aminoacylase activity; protein binding. The transcript has 19 exons. Gene Ontology annotation, cellular component: cytoplasm. Bases 179 to 2752 code for a protein of 857 amino acids.
CUAAUUUGACAGUUAUGGCUUGUGGUGCGUCCUGUGUCAAAUUUCCAGAUGUCAGUUGUCUGUUUCUGGCUUAUUUUCCAAAUACUUUCUUAGUCAGUAAUUAUUCAAGUUUGUUUUAAGUGUACGUUAAAGUCUAUAGGGUUGUGACUAUUAAGCCACCUUCAUUUAAUAAUGUAAAAUGGUGCAACCGCAAUUUGCGUUGUCUUGGGAUUCAUACAAAACAAAUAUCUGUGGCGGCUUUAGUGCAUUGCAACAGAAUGGGGAGUUUGUUGACAUGACUCUAGCAGCUGAUGGCCAUCUUGUGAAGGUCCAUCAGGUAUUGCUAGCGCUUGCUAGUCCAUAUAUCAAGGAAUUGUUGGCUUCUGCUCCAUGUCAACACCCAGUUUUUUUUCUUAAUAAUAUAUCAUAUACAACACUUUCACACUUGUUGGAAUAUAUUUACACUGGAGAGGCUUUAGUUCCAUCUGUCAACCUUAAUGCAUUCAUAGAGGCAGCUAAAGCCCUGCACAUAAAGGGGCUUGAAACUAUUGUUGGUCAUGAAGUAGCAGUUACUGGUACACCGAGUAAACGAAAUGAUGAAAGUGAUUCAAAUGUAGUAUUUCCUGGGGUAAGAAGAUUAAUAUCAACUAACAAUGAAAUUCCUUUAGGACGGGAAAGUUUACCACUGAAUGCGCGGAAGAUAUUAAUAAGACAAAGUCAGCCUGAAACUACUGUUACAAGCUCUGCGGGAUCUACGAAACAAAAUACGCAAAGUAGCUACGCGAAAGAGGAUUCGCAAGGGUUCUCGGACUGCGACGAUUUUGGUAACGACCACCAUGAUGAUGAUGACGACGAUUUUGCCAUAUUGACUAAAAAGCGAAAGUUAGAGGAUAAUGUUAAAGUACAAGGAUCGACAACGGCAACGAAUUUACCACAGGCUUCCAAUACCAAUUUACAAUUUACAGUAUCGAUAAGAGGUUCCUUACAAGUUAUAUUGAAUAGAUAUAUGUAUAAUUUGAAUUCGACUCAAAACUCUGGCGUGAAACGAUGGCGUUGCGUUGAUUAUAGGAGUAGUAAAUGUAUGGCCUUCCUUGUAACUAAAGGGAAUGUAGUAAUAAACAGGGCAAAUCCACACUGUCAUCCAUACCACGAUAAAAAGAUAUUGGCUAAAAUAGAAAAGAAUGCUGUAUUCUCUGCUCUAGACGAUGUUGAAGGUUACAAAGAGAUGGAGAGUAAAAGAGAGGAAGAAGAGAUGGGAAACGUUAGUGACGACUAUAGUAUUUUACACACACGUAAAGAUACACAAAAAGACCCUGUUAAAAAUAAUGAAUAUGAUUUCAAUUUAACGAUGACCUUGAAGCAUCUUGUAAUUCCGGAACGUCUGAUCGGAUUUCCACAAAAUUUGAUACAGAACUAUAAUUUUUACUGCGAACUAAUUAAUUUACAUAUCUGUGACAUCGACAUUAAAACGUUCAGUGUAAUGCUGGGUCUCAUCGUGUAUUCAAGGAUGACGAUUUUAAUAUAUCUAUUUAUACUUUUUAACCUAACUUUCUCAAAUCCAAUACCAAAGGAAUAUGUUAUGCAAAAAUUAAUGAAUGAAUCUACAGUGAUAUUAUUGCAAGAGUAUAUGAGAAUAGAUACAAGUCGCGAAGAAAAUAUUGAAUCUGCUGUCUUAUUUUGGAAACGACAGUCAAGCGUCUUAGGUCUGCCAUUUGCAGUAUACCGUCCAGCAAAGAAGCCGAUUUGUGUCAUAACAUGGAUUGGCUUGAAUCCCAAACUUCCGAGUAUUAUACUUAACUCUCAUAUUGAUGUCGUAACAGUUGCAGAGCAAGAAUGGAAAUAUGAUCCCUUUUCGGGAUAUAUCGACGAGAACGGAGAUCUUUAUGGGCGCGGCGCUCAAGACACAAAAGCACUAAGCAUCACGUAUUUAGAAGCCAUCAGGACUCUCAAAGAGAAAGGCGUUAAAUUACAGCGAACAAUUCACGUGCUUCUGAUGCCAGAUGAAGAAACUGGCGGUUUUAGUGGUAUGGUACCCUUUGUUGAAACUGAAGAAUUUCGUGCCUUGAAUCCUGGUUUCUUUUUCGAUGAAGGUUUGACGUCUGCUGACGGCAAUCUGUACGCUACUUAUCAAGAUAAAAGACCUUGGCAGCUUAAUAUAACACUUCACGGAGAAAGUGGUCAUGGAUCUUCGGUUCCAGACGGAAGCGCUAUGGAAAAGUUACAGCGAUUGUUGGACAUUACGAGAGAAUUUAGGACACAGCAAAAACGUAUCAUGAGUUCUAAGGAGCCAAUGGAUUAUGGAUCUUACACAACGCUUAAUGUUAAUAUAAUUAAUGGCGGCGUCGCUACGAAUAUAAUACCCAGUAAAGUGAAUUUGGUGAUCGAUAUGAGAUUGUCCAUGUCUGCUCAAGUUGGUGACUUCAAUGCCUUGAUACAGUCUUGGAUUGAGCAGGUGGGCAAUGACACUGAAGUGUCAUUCAUUCGUAAAGUAGAAGUGUCAGAACGCACCACACUGGACGGGUCUAAUCCCUAUUGGGUAGCUCUUGUAGAAGCUAUGAGAGAUAUGGAUCUUAAGAUUGAGCCAAUAGUAUGUCCGGCCACGUCGGAUAUGGUCGAGGUGAGGAACAAGGGAUUCCCCGCGAUUGGCUUUGCCUACAGACCCUACACCUUGCCGCGGAUACAUGCUGCCGAUGAAUAUAUAAAUAUAGCAACAUUUCAACAAGGAAUACAAGUGUACGCUAAUAUUUUAAAAAGGGUUGCUAACUUGAAGUAACAAUCCUAGUCAAUUUUAUGCGAAUGUGAGUUACU